UUACUCUUUCAUUAAAACCCUAAAAUCUGAAAAUUUUCCCGAGAAAAUCUUCCUUCAUGAACCCCCUUAAAUAAAAAGGAAACCUACAUUUCCUACGCCCCAAACCCCCCUCCCCCUUGCAAUCUAUGGACCCUCGCCGUACCGCUCGAACAGUCAGCGACCCGAAGGUCCGUCAAGUUGGGUUCUUUACACCGGCACCACCCGAACGUUCCGUUUCGGAUCCUCCACGUUUCCAAGAUCCGAUUCAACCUCCCUCUCCGUCUCCCACUCAGGUUAACGAUCAUUCUCCCUCCGGCAACUCCCUCUCCCCCGUUAUGAUCCCUCCAGCACAUCACCACUCCGACAAUUUCCUUCGUACAGCUCUACAAGCUACAUCUCCCACGAAGGCGUUCUCGUAUUCCGCCAAAACGGUAACCAUUCCCCCUGAAAACGAAGAUGUGGCUUCGUCGUUCUCGCCUGGUCGUAAGGUUGUUUCCGCAAAAUCGCCAUCCUCCUUUCCGGGCGUCAAGGCGAGUAGUGUACCCGCGAGUGAGCUUACCACUGUUUCAGUGGUUAAUUUGCCUCCAGGAAUUUCUGAGAAGGCUGGUGGAGCAUCUGUUGAAGUUCAGAAUGAUCGACCUGUUAGUGCAAAGACAUUGAAAGAGAAAACUUCUAAAGCUGAAAGACGUGCUCUGCAGGAGGCCCAACGAGCUGCCAAGGCUGCUGCAAAAGCUGAAGGAACUAAGGCAUCAAGUGCUGCAUCUAAGGUUGUGACCUCAGCAAAUACAAAACCAAGUAAAGCCGCAAAAUCUUCUUCCCAAAAGAAUGAUGGUUCUCAAGUUGCAGCUUCUGAGAAGAAGGGAGGUGAUCGUGCACCUGAGAAAGAUAGGAAGAAAGAUGCUCCUCAUCCUCGAAUGCAAUAUGAUGAUAAAAGCCGAGUAGAGAAAGCCAAAAAGCGUGCUGUUGUAAAACAAACUGAAGCUAGGAAUAGAGUGGAACUGUUCAGGCAUUUGCCUCAGUACGAACAUGGAACACAGCUUCCUGAUUUAGAGACUAAGUUUUUUGAACUCGAUCCAAUGCACCCUGCUGUGUACAAGGUUGGGUUGCAGUAUUUGUCUGGGGAUAUACGUGGUGGCAAUGCACGUUGUAUUGCGAUGUUUCAAGCGUUCAAAGAGGCUAUCAAAGAUUACUCAACUCCACCUGAGAAAACUCUAAUUAGAGACUUAACUGCAAGGAUUAGUAGUUACGUUUCUUUCUUGAUUGAAUGCAGGCCACUCUCAAUUAGUAUGGGCAAUGCAAUUAAGUUUCUAAAGAAUCGAAUUGCAAAAUUACCAUUGGCUCUGUCUGAAUCAGAAGCAAAAUCUACGCUUAUGUUGGAUAUUGAUCGUUUCAUAAAUGAAAAGAUCAUCCUUUCAGAGAAGGUGAUAGUCAAACAUGCUGUUACAAAGAUUCGAGAUGGUGACGUUCUUCUCACAUAUGGUGCAUCCUCUGUGGUUGAGAUGAUUUUAUUGCAUGCCCAUGAGCUUGGCAAACACUUCCAUGUUGUAGUGGUCGACUCUCGCCCAAAGCUUGAAGGGCAACUCUUACUACGUAGGUUGGUGAGGAAGGGCCUUAGCUGUACGUACACACAUGUAAAUGCUGUUUCUUGUAUAAUGCAAGACGUUACUCGAGUUUUUCUGGGUGCUUCAUCAGUCUUGUCUAAUGGAACAGUUUACUCGAGAGUUGGGACUGCUUGUGUUGCUAUGGUUGCUCAUGCAUUCCAUGUACCUGUAUUAGUGUGUUGUGAAGCAUAUAAAUUUCACGAAAGGGUGCAGCUUGAUUCCAUAUGUUUUAACGAGCUUGGUAACCCAGAUGCCAUUUCAAAGGUUCAAGGCAGAAAGGAGAUUAACUACUUAGAUGGUUUGGUCAAUCAAGAAAAUCUGCAGCUUCUGAAUUUAAUCUAUGAUGCAACACCUUCAGAUUAUGUCUCCAUGAUAAUCACAGAUUAUGGCAUGAUUCCACCCACAAGUGUGCCUGUCAUUGUGAGAGAGUAUAGAAGAGAUCACCUGUGGUCGUAGUUCAAGACGGCUCGUAAAUGUAUUCCAGAGGAUUUUCCACAAUUUUGCUCAUGUUGUCUACCAUCAUUCUGGUCAAUCGCAACGGAACAAUAAGUAUAGAAUUUUUUUUUUAUCACAUGUUCUUUCUUCAUGGAAUAAGGCUAUAGGCUGACAUGGUUUCUUGUGUUAUUUUUUUUUCUCCUUUUUUCCUCUUAAACUGACUCAGUGAAGAGUGCAAUCCGUUCGCCUCUCCGGGCAGAAUUGAUCCUAUCUCAUAUAUAUUGUAGACAAGCCAUGGUUUGUUCUUUUUCCUCCCUUGAGGUAUCAAAGGGGUGAUUUUGUUGCAAA
This is a messenger RNA of Gossypium raimondii (Peruvian cotton), 2363 nucleotides long. RefSeq lists its product as uncharacterized. NCBI's taxonomy places the organism in Eukaryota, Viridiplantae, Streptophyta, Magnoliopsida, Malvales, Malvaceae. Bases 126 to 2036 code for a protein of 636 amino acids. The record is from RefSeq and is a predicted model, not a curated record. The transcript has 7 exons.